UUAAAUGACGACUGUUUUUGCCAAACCACCCAGCAGACAGUGGAAAAACCCCUGGUUUAUAAUGAUAGCAAGUCCAGCGCUUGAAUGGACCCAAAUCCGAACAGAGUCCAGACCUGGGUUUGGCAAGGUCUGAGGUGAAGAGAGACAUCAGCCUCGCCCUUCUGACGCUGUCCUGAGCCUCCGUGCCUGUCUGUGUUUCCGGAAGGUUCUGGAUGAGCCGUAUGGCAGCGGCGUCACUGCGGCCGAGCGCCAGGGAAUCGUGACGAGGAGCCGGGCACACGGGGGGAAGAGGCAGGAGAAGCUGCUCGGGGGGGGGCACAAUGAACCUCUGCUGGAGCGAGAUCAAGCGAAAGUCCCAUAACAUCAGAACGCGGCUGGAAGCUCUCUCUGACAACAGCGGCAAGCUGCAGGUAUCCCUGCAGGAGGUCACCGACUGGCUGACGCUGAAGGACGAGGAGCUGUCCCAGCAGCUGCCCAUAGGGGGCGAUGUAGGAGCCGUCCAGCACCAACUCGAGUUCCACCGGGCUUUUGUGGAAGAUGUGAAUUCCCGAGGUCCCUUCAUCUACUCAGUGCUGGAAUCUGCCCAGAGCUUCUUGACACAGCAUCCGUUCCCUGAGGAGGAGGCGCUCGUUGACGGCAAAGACACGUCACCGAGGCGGCGGAUUCAGGAUGUCAGCCGCUCGGUGUGGAAGCAGGCUAGCGUGGCCGGUGACCUGUGGGAGAAGCUGACGGCGCGCUGUAUGGACCGACACCGGCACCUGGAGCAGACACUGCAGCUCCUGGCCGAGGUGCAGGGGGCCGUGGGGGAGCUGGGCACAGCGCUGGAGCAGGCGGAGGGUGUGCGUGACGCCUGGGGGCCGGUGGGGGACCUCUUCAUCGACACGCUGCAGGACCACAUCGACGCCACUAAGCUUUUCAAGGAGGAGUUGACCCAAGUAAAGGAGGGUAUGGACCAUGUCAACAAUCUGACGCACCAGCUGGCCAUCUCUAACGUGCACCUCUCUGUGGAGAACGCCCAUUCGCUGGAGUUCCUCAACAGCAGAUGGAAGCUGCUGCAGUGCUCCAUUGAGGAGAGACUAAAGCAGCUACACGAUGCCCACAGAGAGUUUGGACCCGGAUCCCAGCACUUCCUGUCCAGUUCCGUUCAGGUUCCCUGGGAGCGCGCCAUAUCUCCAAACAAGGUUCCAUACUACAUCAACCAUCAGGCUCAGACAACCUGCUGGGACCAUCCAAAGCUGACAGAGCUGUACCAGGCCCUGGCCGAUCUCAACAAUAUCAAAUUCUCUGCAUACCGGACGGCCAUGAAGCUGAGAAGAGUGCAAAAGGCCCUGCGAUUGGACAUGGUGACCCUGACCAAUGUGGUAGAUGUCUUCCGGGAGCAGGAGAUACAGCAUGGAGAUCACCUGAUGGACGUGAUGGAGGUGAUCCACGCGCUGAGCGGCCUGUUCGAGCGGCUGGAGGAGGAGCGCGGGGUGGCCAUCAAUGUCCCACUGUGCGUGGACAUGUGCCUGAACUGGCUGCUCAACGUGUAUGACAGUGGUCGGAAUGGGAAGGUGCGUGUCCUGUCCUUCAAAACGGGACUGGUCUGCCUCUGCAAUGUGGACGUUCAAGAAAAGUACAAAUACCUGUUUCAGCAGGUGUCGGGCCCCGGCGGCCUGACUGACCAGCGGCAGCUCAGUGUCCUGCUGCACGAGGCCGUGCAGAUCCCUCGGCAGCUGGGUGAGGUGGCCGCGUUUGGCGGCAGCAACGUAGAGCCCAGCGUGCGCAGCUGCUUCCGAAUGGCCCCAGGGAGGCCUGCCGUCGAGGUCUCACACUUCCUGGAGUGGAUGAGCUUGGAGCCGCAGUCCAUGGUCUGGAUGCCGGUGCUGCAGCGCGUGGCCGUGGCAGAGUCAGCCAAGCACCAGGCCAAGUGCUCCAUCUGCAAGCAGUGUCCCAUAAAGGGCUUCAGGUAUCGCAGCCUCAAGCAGUUUAAUGUGGACAUCUGCCAGACGUGCUUCCUGACGGGCCGCACUACCAAGGGGAAGAAGCUGCACUACCCUAUCAUGGAGUACUACACGCCGACGACCUCUGGUGAAAAGAUGCGGGACUUUGCUAAGACAUUGAAGAAUAAGUUCCGCUCCAAGCAAUAUUUCAGCAAACACCCGCAGAGAGGCUACCUGCCUGUGCAGUCUGUGCUGGAGGUGGACGGCACAGGAAGCCCAAGCUCAUCUCCCAAGCUGCCGCAUGCAGACACUCACUCAAGGAUCGAGCACUUUGCCAGCAGACUGGCAGAGAUGGAGAACCAGAACUGCUCCUUCUUCACCGAUAGCCUUUCACCCGAUGAGAGCCUAGAUGAAGAUCAAUACCUGCCCCGUCAUUCCAGUGUUGCUGCAGAGCAGGAGCCCUUUGUGGGCCAGAAUCUGCUGGGCGAAAUCAACUGUGAGGACAGGGAUGAACUGCAGCGGACACUGGCUCAUUUGGAGCAUGAAAACAAGGUCUUGCAGGGCGAGUACCGGCGCCUGAAAUGGCAGCAUGCAGAAGCUGCAGCCUCACCCCAGCUGGCUGAGGGGGCUUCUGGCUCAGCCCCAGGCGAGCAGGAUGAGGAGCUGUUGGCUGAGGCCAGAGUCCUGAGGCAGCACAAGAGUCGGCUGGAGACCCGCAUGCAGAUCUUGGAGGAGCACAACAAACAGCUGGAGUCACAGCUCCAGCGCUUGAGGGAUCUACUGCUGCAGCCCAAAGAUGAUUCAGAGGCUAAUGGAUCUGUGCCUUCAACUGUGUCCUCGCCUGUUUCUGGGAGUGGCCAGCAGGGGGAGAGGCUGAGCAGAGAGACCCCAGAGACAGAAAUUGCAGAGGAUGACAUGGAACAGGACCAGCGGGACACAGUAGUGCAACUCCAGCAGGUAAUUGAACAACUAAGGAAUGUCUUCCCACCAGAUGUAGAUGUUUCAUCACCCAAGUAAUCUUGGACACAGCUCAUAACGUGGACCUUUGCUUGUCAGAAUCCCUGGCCAGUUCUACCAAUGCACCACGUAGCACCCUAGAUGCUACUGCACUAACACAUAAGAAAACUCAUCGUCUUUGUGGACCCAAUUGUUUUUAGCAGCUUUAAAAAGAAAAACGAGAGAGCACUGCACAGACUUCACUCUAACAAAGAAGCGGACGUGAGAGUCACUUCUCUAUUUUUCUUUUGGUUCAAUCUUGGGAAAGCUGUUGCUCACCCUCACCAAGUCCGACACCAAGAGUGGAUGUUGUUUGGUGACUAUUUUUGUUUUAGCCAUGCAAGUUCUGUGCUCCUGUGCUGUUAGGUCAAAUACAGAAAUGCAUUAAGAAGCUUUAGUUGUUGAAUUUAUGUUUGUUUCCAAAGAAAUCGCGUGCUUCUUUCAUAAUGGUGUUGAGUGAAUCAUUUUCAUGCAGUUCUCCUUGUAUCGUUUUAAAAGGGGAUGUUUCUAAUGGAGUUAUUCUUCACAGCUAAUGUUAAUAAAGAAAAAAAUAACGUGGUACUUAAAUUAACUUAAAAUUAAAGACCUUUGGUUUGUAAAUCAUAGGUGAGACCAACCUUUGUUUGUUUGAUGCUCUUUUUCUGGGGUGGAAACGCUUGGCUGCUAUUGGCCUGAGCCCCCUGACCGGCUCCACCCCUACACAGCCUGUAGCCUUUCUGACAUGGAGGAAUAACCAUCUUAGGAUCUGUCUGACAUCAGCAUGUUCCUCCACCCAGGGUAGCAGGAAGGAUUCAGUAAUAGAACAGCUCUAGGCUCCGGCAGCACACUAGAAGAGCACAGUUACGUGCCUUAAUUUAGUGCUUCUCAACCUGCUCCCUCCCAGCUCCUGGUAGCAGUGAUCUGAGUGGGAGCAGUGAGGCAGGGACUUGGGAGGGAGCAAAAACAUGGACCGGCUAGGCUCCCCGAGGCUUAAACACUAGUUAAACCUUUUGGACUGAUGUGGGUUGAACUAGACCUUAUGUCAUACACUGAAUAUUGUGGAAAAUGAAAAUGUUUCUCAAGCCAGGCUUUAUGAUCUCUUUUAUGAUCAGACACAGUGUUACCAAGAAACCGAAAAUAUAUGUAGCCCUCCGUGAGAUGGACAAUGUGAGUGUACGGUAUUUGUACUAUAAUAAUUAUUAUUAUGGUUGUUAAUAUUUAAUAAUAAUAAUAAUAAUUAUUAUUAUUAAUUAAACAUAAUAAUAAUAAUAAUAUACAACAUACCUAUUCAACAACAGAAGAGACAUGGGGCCUGUACUACACAGCUGGAUUUGUUACUUAGCCAGAUAACUUGUUGGAUUUAAGGUACCCCGGUUUAAACAAUCUUUGUUCACUUACAUUUAGCCCAGACUACCUUAAAUCUGACAAGUUAUCUGGCUAAGCAAGAAACCCAGCUUCAUGAUACAAGCCCCUGAAGGUAAUUACUGAUAUGAGGAGGCAUACGCUUUUUUUCAUAAUGUGCGAAGAGGUUGUACAGUUCGGAUAGAGGGAUAAGAGAGACUGGCUGCUGUUAUUUUCAGAGUUAUCUGUAAAUGUGCCCUAGGUAUCAGCCAGGUGUUUUGUGGUACCACUUACAGUAGGGAGUAGAGAGAUUGUACCACGCCGUUCAGCAGCUGUGGUGUGCACUGUUAUCUAAGUAUGGUGUUGUGGUUGUCAGUAUGUUUUAGCAUUUCCACCUGAAUGUAGAACAUGAAAAUGCAUUUCAUCCAGCUUCCAGACAGACUUGCCUCUUGGCACAAUGUUCACAUCAGACAUCAUGCAGGCUGUUUGUUCAGAUGGAGUCUCACUCUCAACCACUCUGUCCAAGAAGUUCAGGUCAGCUUGCAGGACGGUCAUUGUAAUCUCUGAGAAUUUCUUCAUUGCUAAUUGACCUGAAAUGGAGUAGAUGUUUACUAUUGUCUAUCCCUUAGAUUUAACAAGCAAAUAGGUUACCUCUCAUGUGUCUUUAGUUCCUCUGUGUUAUUAAUCCUUUCACUUAUGUGUAAUUUCUGACAUGAGACUGAUAGUCGACAUGCAGUCUGCCAAAGUUCUUUUUCUCUGUGUUGAUGGGUUUAAAACGAAAUCAAAGGGAUGAUUAAUUUUCUAUGGAGUUUAAUUAGUUUGUUGAAAAUCUUUUGGCUAUGCACAUCUUUUUCCAAUGUUGUACACCUCUCCUGAACAACCACUAAGAAGGCCCCUUUUUCUUAGAUUUUAAAGAGAGGAUUCUGACUGGAAUUGUGUGUCUCUGGUCUUUCCUGAAUAUGUUCACUAUGUGUAAGUACACGUGGAGUAUAUCCAAAGUUUUGCAUACUAAAAUAGCCAUACUAGAAAAAAAUUACAUAUGUAUAUACAUUAAAUUGAACCCUUUUUAAAUAAUAAUAAGAUAAACAACGGUUUGUGUUUUAUUAAUGAAAAGGGUCGUUCUGAGACAGGGAAUACUGGAAAACUUCGCCAUAAUGUGUCUUAGCAACAGUCCAUGUGGUGAGGGUUGUGUGAACUAUUUUUGAAGAUAAUGUCUAAAAACAAAGAAGUGUGAUUCUCACUGUGGCUGCUAACCCCUUUGCUUUUCUAUUACGCUGAGAUGAUGAAUGAUGUCGCCUGAAUUAAAUUAACAACUGUGCUUAAACUAAUAUGGCUGCUCUGCCGGGUUUUAUUCACCGACAGAAAUUUCUACUCACAUAUCACAUUUUUUACUAUAUAUUUUUUUUUUGUGGAAUUUCUCUUGCAUUAUGUUUUUAUUAUUAUUCAUCGUUCACUUAUAUUGAAUUUUUUCCUUUACAAAUUGUAUCAAGACUGGGCUACUUAACAUAGUUUCUUUCUACUCAUGCUGUGUAUAUAAAUAAAUUUGUACUUGUAUGGAAAGGAUUAUUUCUGGAUUUCUUAAGCGUUUAAAGACAAUUACAUAAAUCUCCAUCCUUAUCCCCUUUCCCUUGUUUAAUUUUUAUUUCUUUUGAAGGAGUGGCUGAAUCUUUGGCUGAAUAUGCUGACAGUCUUAUCCACAAUUUUUGAUGUGUUAUUUGAGUGUAAACACUUAUUGACUUCGUUGGUAUUUAAGACAUUUUAAACUUAUCCGUGUCAACUCUUUUUAAUCACCCUCAUUUUGUCCUUGUAUCAAGAUGCCCUUGAAUUUGCAACUCACUUCAUUUUCACUUCACUUUUAAUUAUGUGUAGCUACUGACUCCUUAUUGAUCGUUCCUGCCCACACAGAGCGUUUCUGCAUUUCAUCAUUAGUCGAGUCUCUGACAAGCCACUUUAUCACUGGCUGACAGCGGAAUCUGAAGAUAUGCUCACUGCCCCAGGACCUUCCUUUGCGUUUGUAUUCCUCAGUGCCUGAAGCUUAGUUCUUGAAACUCUGGGUUUCUGCCAGGACUGUUAUGGUCCUUCCUCUGAUAUGCAGCUGUUUGUGACACUGACAAUCCCCUAACUAGCAAAGGAGUCACCCCCAGAGGCUCUGAUAGGUUUUUCUAUUGCAUAAACACUACCCGCAUUUUAAUGGUAUACUUCAAUACCCACCCCCAUUAAAGUGAAACUGUCAAACAUGAGAUCUGACAAAAAAUUACAAUGCUGUGUAAAGCAUUCAUGUACUUUUUUCCUUCCUUGGUUGAUUUUCCAGUAAUCAGUUGGUACUGAAAUGUGACAUCUGCUGGGUUCAGGGGACGUAACCAAGACCUUCCGAUGUAAACACAUCUGUGAGGGGAAGUGUAGGUUAGGGUUAGGUGUAGGGUUAGAGUUAGGGGUUAGGGUUAGGGUGGGCUUUGAAGGCAAGGCCUGGUGAUUAUCAGCACUGAUACAUUCGCAAAAGGUAAAAGGAAAAAUUUUUUCCUCUAGGACCAAGACUGACUACAGACUUACUGACUUCAGAAUUUAAAAUGUGCCAUUGUCAUGUCCUUCUUAAUUUAUCCUGUGAUUUUAUUCAGAUUAGUGGUUUACAUAUGGUUGAUAUGUUAUAUUUAUGUGGGACCUUCAGAAUGUCAGCGCACCAAGCCGCUGUGGCUGCUUCUCAUUAUUCCUGCCCCUUUGUAUUGUCAGUAGCAUUAAGGUACAGAUUUGGUUGAUGAAGAGCAGCUCAUGUAAGCAUGUAAGACCCUUACUUUACUAUCACAUCCCUCCACUGUGCUCCACGCUGUUUAAGCCAAAUCUUUUGUUUAACUGGAGAAUAACACAUCAGUUUGGUGACUGGAGAAUUCCACUGUUUGGUAACUGGAGAAUACCACAUCUGUUUGGUAACUGGAGAAUACCACUGUUUGGUAACUGGAGAAUUCCACUGUUUGGUAACUGGAGAAUUCCACUGCUUGGUAACUGGAGAAUACCACUGUUUGGUAACUGGAGAAUACCACACCUGUUUGGCAACUGGAGAAUUCCACUGUUAGGUAUCCGGAGAAUUCCACUGUUUGGUAACUGGAGAAUACCACAUCUGUUUUGUAACUGGAGAAUUCCACCGUUUGGUAACUGGAGAAUUCCACCGUUUGGUAACUGGAGAAUACAACAUCUGUUUGUCACACGACUCACAGCAUUCUGCAAUCAAACACUUCUCUCGCCACCGGAAAGCUGCUUGUAAUUGUAGUUUUUGAUUGCCCGAUACCCCAUACUGCACUAGUCCAGGGAUACUGCAGAUUUACAUGUUUACUGUGAAGCUACCAGUAAAACAACAGCACUGUUGAGACUGCAGUCUGACCAAACUUCUGCUAACACAGGUGCCAAAAGCUGAAACUAUA
This is a messenger RNA of Paramormyrops kingsleyae, 7651 nucleotides long. Its product is annotated as dystrophin-related protein 2-like. The record is from RefSeq and is a predicted model, not a curated record. Gene Ontology annotation, molecular function: zinc ion binding; protein binding. Gene Ontology annotation, cellular component: plasma membrane. Lineage: Eukaryota; Metazoa; Chordata; Actinopteri; Osteoglossiformes; Mormyridae. Gene Ontology annotation, biological process: synaptic signaling.